Molecule: messenger RNA, 2493 nt
Organism: Pestalotiopsis fici W106-1
Lineage: Eukaryota; Fungi; Ascomycota; Sordariomycetes; Amphisphaeriales; Sporocadaceae
Exons: 2
Coding region: 1-2493 (830 amino acids)
Source: RefSeq, a predicted model, not a curated record
AUGUCAACACCGCCCCAAGUGAAUUGUCCCCAGAUUGGGCCUCUGGGGUUUGAGAUGAAAGAGUCAUCUACUUGUUCGGACCGCGACCUCAAAGGUGUGCAAUACCUAAGCGAAGAGACGAGGACCGACAGCACAAUCUCCGUCGCAACACCAGAUGCAUCGACCAAAUGGGAAGAAAUUCCAGAAAAACCCAAGAAGCUGACAAGAGGUCCACUCAAACAAUUGUGCAGCCUCAUGGUGACACACGUUCCGGCACUGACCAUUAGCUUCGCUCUUUUAUGGCAAAACUCUGCGCUUCAUUUUUGGUUCGACUUUGAAAAGACAAUCUGGAUCAACGGGCAUGAGUUCAAUACCAACGAUAUACUCCACAUGCUGCAGAUAGCAGCAAAAUUGUACGAGCUUCUGGUCUUGUUAUCCUUGUCCAACAUUGCCCUCGAUCUAUAUCGAAUAAAGUUGAUGGGCAACGGUUUGCCAUUGGGUCUGGUCACGUCGGGUUAUAGAAUUGGCGACUUGUCUUAUCUCAAGCAUUCAGGCUUGCUUUUGGCUUUCCGCAGCCGUGCUGCCACCUUUGCAAUCUUCAUCGCCUUGGCCUCACUCCUGUCCAUCGCAAUGGGUCCUGCUUCCGCCAUCUUGAUGAUACCUAGCACGGGCUGGUGGGAGUUUCAUGACCCUACAGGCACUUUGUCCUUGGACAUUGGUCUGGAACCACAAGCAGAAAUUGACUCUUGGCCCAGCCGACUCGAUGUAGAUUGGCUCAACAGGACCGGACUACUUUACCAAUGCCAGGGGAGGAGAAUUUCCCAGGGAUAUAUCUGUCCUGCAUAUGGUAUUGACACAUUCAAUCUAUGGAUCGGAAGUUGGGACUCAAAUCGACUCAUUCCAAACAUCAGCAUAGCCGGAAAUAUGGCUUCAACCGAGAUACGAAGAUGGAUAAGCAUUAGUAACACAGCAACUAGCGAUGGGCAGAUCACCUUGGCCACGACGGCUUCCUCUGCUGCGCUGGAAGUCACUGGCUACUUCAUCGACUAUGUGGACAUGUACUACUCGCAAGCCGCCGAUUUGUUAAAAGAUUUUCGGGUAAAUAUCGCACCAUCAAACCAACUGUAUCAACCACUGGUUCAGUCCAAGUGUCAGUUGUGGGAUUGGGAUCAAGCCCGGGAUGCACUGCGCCGCAAUGAUAGCAGCGGACUACCAUACUGGUCCCUAGACGGCUUGGACUGUCUAGGCGAUACAGCCUGCAAUAGUUGGAAAGAAUUUGAUCAAACGGAUCGCCAAGUUGACAGUCAGUACUGGGACUUUGACCCGGAAGCUAACAUGUUUCCUAUUUUUCGCUGGAUCAAUACAACGGAUGGCCUUCUAUCCGCCAUGGUCAAGAUACCGUAUACUGCUUACGGGCCUCCUGAUCCAGAUACCGGGUUGGUAGAACCCAUAGGGCAGCGAUGGUGGGCCAGUGUAUGCACAUUCAUACCUCACUGGGUCUCAUCUUCAAUCAGUCUUCCGAUCCGCCGGACGAACACUGUGGAGACUGUUGCUUCGAAUGCCGGAGACGGUUGGAACUUGGGAAUAUUUAGCGACUUGGAGGAGAGUGUCAUGAUCACGAUAGAACACGAAUGGGCCGAUAUGCUCAACAUACCUGUCAACGAUACCGUGGCUGCUUUAUGGAAAGACCCAGACUGGGACGCCGCCAAAGACCCUCCACUGACGAUUGGGAUCCUCGACUCACUCCUGGGGCCUACCAUUGAAAGCGACGAAGGCAAUCCAGGCUAUCUGUCGACCGGGUUUCAGUAUCGAGAGGACUCGAGCACUCAAUCCUCAAAUAUUGAGAAGGUCCUGAGCCUAGUCCUCGUCAACGCUCUCUCCCAUGCAACCACUCUGUCGUCCGCCCCUUAUGUAAUCACGCAGCAGACUCCUGACCUCUUGGAACUCCUCUACAUUUCGCCAGUAAAUCCCACUGGUUAUGUCCCCACGCGGCUCGACAGGGGAAAUGGAAGCUGCCCCGUAAUUUCGUCCUCAGAAGAGGGCGACACUUUUUGCUUGUCCGGCUAUGACGAUUUCGAUCAGAUCACUGCUGAGUUUGCGGCAUACCAAUCGUGGACAUUUACCAUAGAUGAGUUUGGAUAUGGGGCAGGCGUACCCUCACAAACCUUGACGUUUGCUCUUUUCGUUGUCUAUACCUACCUUGCUGUGGUCUUUACCUAUCUCCUGGGUCUCUUGCUCUAUUGCAAGAUCAUUCCAAGAAUGUUUAGUUUUCGUGAGCAGAUGGAUCGCCCGGUACAGGUGGCGGGCUGGGAUGAUUUACAAGAUAUUGUCGCCUUGUCGUGGAAGUCACGAUGUCCCGAUGAGCUACAGAACACGGGAGCAGGCGUCGGUUCCUUCUCAAAGGUGUGGAAAAGCCGUGCCAUGGUUCGCGUGACUUCGGGAAGGAAUCUGGAACUGGUGAUUAACGACCCUGGUGAAAUGGAACGAGCACGGAGAGAAGUGUAUUAUUCUUAA